This is a messenger RNA of Trichomonas vaginalis G3, 1452 nucleotides long. RefSeq names its product spectrin binding. Bases 1 to 1452 code for a protein of 483 amino acids. NCBI's taxonomy places the organism in Eukaryota, Parabasalia, Trichomonadida, Trichomonadidae. The record is from RefSeq and is a predicted model, not a curated record. The transcript has a single exon. Gene Ontology annotation, molecular function: protein binding.
AUGAUUCAUUUCCAAUUUUACAUAGAAUUAGAAACACCGAUCCAAGAGCUUGACAUUCAUAAAAACGUUGACCUAAUUAUGGAAAGAAUCACAAAUUUAAAAAUCGAAAUUCCGUUUGUUCUCAGUAGAAUCAAUCUUUAUUCCAAAAAAGCGAAAAAUCUAGUUAAUUACAGAAACCUUUUGUUUAGAUUAUACGAACAUUACCACUUCCCGAUUUACAAUAACUACAUUGACAAGAAUUUAUUAGUUCUACUCUACAUGAAGUACAAAAUACCAUACAUUAAAUCAUAUUUCUCUGGACCCAAUUCAGAGAUGCCAGAAAUCGACCAAGAAGAGAAAUAUUUGUAUCGAAAAGGAAAGAAAAUCUGGAAAUAUUACAUUAUUAAUGAUGACUACGAAAGCCUUAAGAAAAUGACAGAUUUUGAUAUUAACUUAAACAGCGACAAAGAAGACAAAAAUACACCAAUUGAGUUUGCUUGCAAAUGGAGCUCAUUUAAAUGUUUUUUGUAUUUAAAGUUAAAAGGAGCUAAAGUUACUGAUACAUGUUAUUACUAUGCUGUUGAAUCAGGAAACCAAAGAUUGGUAAAUGAGGUAUCCAAGACAGUUGAAAGGCAUGAUAAAUGGUCAAUGAAUGCUGCAAUUUCUUCUUUGAACUUUAAUUUCUUUAAAAAUUUCAUGGAUAAUUACAAAGUUAAACAAAAUGGAAAUAAAUUUCAAAAUAUGGAAGAUCUUGCUUAUUCUGGCGAAUUUGAUACAAGUUUACCUAUUUUCUUGUAUUUAUAUUCUUUUUACUUCAAAUACGCGAUCAAACCAUUGUCAUAUAAUGUAACAAGUUUUCGUUUACCUUAUUUGUUAGAUUUCUUAUUGGAAGAAAUCAGAAAAGCUGGAAAAACUAAUCGCGAUUUUGCAAAAUACAAUGUUAAUUCCUUCCAGUACCUUAAAGAGGAAGGAACUAUAUUAAGACAAGCAGUACUUACAUGUGAUCUCGAAUAUGUUAAACAUGUGAUUAAAAUCGGAUACAAAUUACAAGAUAAAGACAAAGAUCUUGUUUUAUACGCCGCUACAACAGAUAAUGUUGAAAUUGUUGAUUACUUAAUUACAAAUUUGAAAUUAAGUCCAUUGGUUUUUGGCGAAGACAAUGGUUGUGCAUUGCAUUAUGCCGUUUACACUUCUUCAUUCAAGGUUGUUAAGCAAUUGAUUGAGAAAUACAAAGUUCCAGCAAAUAUUUCAAACGAAUCAAAUAAAAACGCAUUAUUUUCAGCCAGCUAUCUUCCAAUUGCAGAAUAUUUGAUUUCAAAAGGUUGUGAUGCGAAUGAAUAUAAUAUAGUUUUUCUUAUUUAUGCAUCUGGAACAUCUAAGAAUAUAAAAGUUGCCAAUUACUUCAUGCGAUUGUACAGCCAAAUUACUGCAAGGAAUUUUCCCAAUGCGGAUGAAACAACUUUUGGUAAUUAA